UAUUGUAUGAGGACUUCAGAGCAGAAAAUUGCAUUUAUAUUAGGACUAUUUAAUGAUUUAAAUUGUAUUAUAUGAACAGGAAAUUGAAAUUGGAUAUUAUUCCUAAGUAAAAGAAAUUUCAUUUGAGGAGCUUAUUUCCAAAUGAAAACUUAGUUUUGAUUUACUUUUUGUUUCUCCGUAAUUUCUUUUACUGUGCAAUCUGCACAGAUUGUUUUUGUCAUAUUUAAGUUUUUUCCGGUUUCUAAAUAAUGAUGCAAAGAAGAAAUGUCAGGGAUUUAACACCAAUAGAAACAGAAGAAGAUGUGAUUCUUUUCGAAAUGCAUAAAUUGGCUGUUACAAAAGGAAGGAAUGCUGUAUCAUCACGAGCAGCUAAAAUAGUCGAUUUCAGUUCCCAGUAUGGGAACAAUAAUGCAUUAUCAUACACUGCUCAAAAUUUAGUGGGACCUCCAACUGUUUAUCCACUAUCAGGCGAUAAUGCGUACUCUUUUCAUCCAAGAACCUAUGGCAAGUGGUGGGAAAUAUCACCUUCCCAUCUCAAAUCAGAGGUUAUACUCCCUUCUACAAUAAUAGCCGAAAGUCAAGAUUUUAUUGAAUUUAAUGUGGUUAAACGAGUUGCACCACAACUCCUCCGUGUAUAUGAAGUAUAUAACCCAGGUGCUAUUGUAAAGGUGUUAUGUUAUUGCUAUGAAACUGAAAAAUGGGUCAUUAUAUGGCAAGGAGCACCUCAAGUACUACCACCUGAAGAAUCUCGUUGCUUUACAGUUGCAUUUGAAGGGAUUGAAUUUAUGACUGAUUUAUACAGACUUGAGUUUCAUCACAGGCAUUUGGAUUAUUUUUGCGAAAUCGAUGGUCUGAUUCUCUAUGGAGAAAAUAGACGUUGUAGCAAGUUUUUCACAUCUGAAAAUAUGAGUACUAAAAAAUAUGCAUCAAAUAAUGAGAUGGAAAUAGAUGAAAAAUCAGAAAAAAAUGGCUUGAGUAUGUUACCAAGUGAAGUGACAUCCUUCAUAUUUAGCUUUUUAGAUUUUCGGAGCUUGUGCAGUGCUUCCAGAACCUCCAGAUUAUUCAAAAAGAUAUGCUAUGAUCCUGCAUUGUACAGAGAUUUAAAUUUGCAACCGUAUUGGCACUUAGUUGAUGAAGAUUUUCUUAUGUCAUUGGGAUCAAGACUAAGUUUAUUGAAGAAACUUAAUUUAUCUUGGUGUGGGGGACAGAAACGAAUAACUCCUUCAUUUUUUGCAUUGUUUUUAAAAUACAAUUGUCAAAAUCUAACAUCCUUGAGAUUAGCAAAUUGCUCUUUCGUGGAUAAUGAUUGUUUGUGUGCUGUAGCGAAUCUUUGUCCUAAUUUAAAAGAAUUGGAUAUUCGGUGUUGCCGUUCAGAAGAUUUACAAAUGUUGGGCUUCAAACGCAUAUCAAAAAUGUCAAAUUUGGUUUACUUGAAUCUUUAUCGGACAUUAAUUGAUGAUAUUCCUUUAAAGGAAAUUAUUAAAUCUUUGAAAUUGAAGCAUCUUUCGAUUGCUGCUUGUUCAAAUAUACAAAAUAUAAAUGAUAUUGUAAAUUCUAUUGGUAUACACUUAAGAUCCAGUCUGAUAACUUUAGAUAUAUGGCGAUCUGUUGAUUUGAAAUGUCCAGCAGUUCGUGAAAUAUCAGAAUGUAGUAAUUUACUGGAGCUUGAUAUGAGCUGGUGCCCCAAAAUUGAUGCCGGCUGUGGAUGUCUUAAGAGUAUUAUUGAAGGUUGCCCAAAGUUAAGAAAGCUUUUCUUGAGUGCAAUACGAACACUAUCAAAUAGUGAACUUUAUUCUAUUGCAAUGCAUUGUCCAGAUAUUGAGCAACUGGACAUUCUUGGAUCAAGGGAAUAUACUUUACAUGGUGUCAAAAGCUUGUUGCAGACUUGUAAGAAAAUGAAGCUGUUAGAUGUAUCAUACUCUUCUAUAGAAAUAAGGCAAAAUGUGGCAUAUUUGCAAACAUUGUUUCCUGCAGUUAGUAUCAAAUGCAGUUUUCCUCGCACGGCGAAUGCAGCUCAUUAAUUUAAUUUACAUUUUGAUUGUUGAUCAAGAGUGAUUUGUAUUUUGCUAAAUAUAUUACAAAAAAAGCGUUUUUAAUAUACA
Argiope bruennichi is the source of this 2102-nucleotide messenger RNA. RefSeq names its product F-box/LRR-repeat protein 4-like (gene Fbxl4). Lineage: Eukaryota; Metazoa; Arthropoda; Arachnida; Araneae; Araneidae. The record is from RefSeq and is a predicted model, not a curated record. The transcript is spliced from 15 exons. Gene Ontology annotation, biological process: SCF-dependent proteasomal ubiquitin-dependent protein catabolic process. The coding region runs from base 249 to 2021 and encodes 590 amino acids. Gene Ontology annotation, cellular component: SCF ubiquitin ligase complex. Gene Ontology annotation, molecular function: protein binding.